CAGAAUCAAACACACCCCAGCAGCAAAGUCACGUGGUUGGUCAUGAGAACGUAAACAGGGAAGAGGAGCUCCGAGGAGGUAUAUCCACAGUAUUUGCUGCAAAAAAGCCAAGUACACCCCCCCACCUUCUUCCUCCUCCAUCCAUUAUGGUGGACUUCCUGGCAGACAACAACCUGUGCGGCCAGGCCAUCCUCAGGAUUGUUUCCAGAGGAAAUGCCAUCAUUGCUGAGCUCUUGCGCCUCUCUGAUUUUAUCCCUUCAGUUUUUCGGCUCAAGGACAAAAGUGACCAGCAGAAGUAUGGAGACAUUGUCUGUGAUUUUAGCUACUUCAAGGGUGCUGAGUAUUACGAGGGGAAGCUGGAAGCCAAACCAGAGCUUCAGGACUUGGAUGAAGAGUUCAGAGAGAACAACAUUGAGAUUCUGUCAAGGUUCUAUCUGGCUUUUGAGAGCGUCCACAAAUACAUAGUGGAUCUUAACAGAUAUUUGGAUGACCUACAUGAGGGUGUUUAUAUUCAGCAGACCUUGGAGACUGUGCUUUUAAAUGAGGAUGGGAAACAGCUUCUCUGUGAAGCCCUCUACCUGUAUGGAGUCAUGCUGCUGGUUAUUGACCAAAAAAUUGAAGGAGAAGUCAGAGAGAGGAUGCUUGUUUCCUAUUAUAGAUACAGUGCUGCCCGUUCCUCAGCUGAUUCCAACCUGGAUGACAUCUGUAAGCUCCUGCGUAGCACUGGCUACUCCAGCCAGCCUGGAGCCAAACGGCCAGCCAACUACCCAGAGAGCUACUUCCAGAGAGUUCCCAUCAGCGCUACUUUUAUUAGCAUGGUCAUUGGGAGGCUGCGCUCAGAUGACAUCUACAACCAAGUUUCUGCCUACCCCCUACCAGAGCAUCGCAGCACAGCACUGGCUAACCAGGCGGCCAUGCUGUAUGUCUGCCUCUUCUUCAGCCCCUCCAUACUGCACACCCAGCAGGCCAAGAUGAGGGAGAUAGUGGACAAAUACUUUCCUGAUAACUGGGUUAUCAGCAUUUACAUGGGGAUCACAGUGAAUCUGGUGGAAGCCUGGGAACCAUACAAAGCUGCCAAGACUGCACUCAACUACACCCUGGACUCUGCUAACAUCAAAGAGCAGGCUACUCGGUAUGCAGCCAGUGUGGACAGUCUGAGGCCUCAGGUGCAACAGCUGCUAAAGGAAGGUUUCCUCAGGGAGGAAAUUAUCUUGGACAACAUCCCGAAACUCCUCAACUGUCUGAGAGACUGCAAUGUUGCUAUUCGCUGGCUGAUGUUGCACUCUGCAGAGUCAGCCUAUGAUCUAAACAACAAGCGUCUUCGUCAGAUCAAAGACCAGGUGCUUAAUGACUCCAAGUACAACCCCAAGAUCCUUUUCCAGCUACUGCUCGACACAGCUCAGUUUGAGUUCACACUCAAAGAGAUGUUCAAGCAGAUGCUGUCAGAGAAGCAGAUCAAAUGGGAGAGCUACAAGAAGGAGGGAUCAGAGCGAAUGACUGAGCUGGCUGAAGUCUUCUCUGGUGUCAAACCUCUUACCAGGGUGGAGAAAAAUGAGAACUUACAGGCUUGGUUCAGGGAAAUCUCAAAGCAGAUUGAGUCUUUGAACUAUGAGGACUCUACAGCUGCUGGGAGGAAGACGGUCCAAUUGAUACAGGCUCUUGUAGAGGUUCAGGAAUUCCACCAGCUGGAGUCUAACCUGCAAGUUUGUCAGUUCCUGGCUGACACCAGGAAGUUCAUGCACCAAAUGAUCCGCACAAUCAAUAUCAAAGAAGAAGUCCUUAUCACCAUGCAGAUAGUUGGAGAUCUGUCCUAUGCAUGGCAGAUAAUUGACAGCUUUACAUCCAUUAUGCAGGAGAGCAUCAGAGUCAACCCAUCCAUGGUUACUAAACUCAGAGCUACAUUUCUGAAGCUGGCAUCUGCAUUGGAUCUUCCAUUGCUGCGUAUCAACCAGGCCAACAGUGCUGACCUGCUGAGUGUUUCACAGUUCUACUCUGGAGAGUUGGUGUCUUAUGUCAGAAAGGUGCUGCAAAUUAUCCCAGAGAGCAUGUUUACCUCUCUGGCCAAAAUCAUCAAACUUCAGAUCCAUGACAUCAUGGAGGUGCCCACACGGCUGGAUAAGGACAAACUAAAGGACUACGCCCAGCUGGGGGCUCGAUAUGAAGUGGCAAAACUCACUCAUGACAUCUCUAUUUUCACCGAGGGCAUCUUGAUGAUGAAGACUACUCUCGUUGGGAUCAUCAAGGUGGAUCCUAAGCAGCUUCUGGAGGAUGGCAUCAGAAAGGAGCUGGUGAAGAGGGUGGCUUAUGCAUUGCACAAAGGCUUAAUCUUCAAUCCAAAGGCUAAGCCCAGUGAACUGAUGCCCAAGUUGAAGGAGAUGGCUGCCACCAUGGAUGGCUUCUAUAGAUCGUUUGAAUACAUCCAGGACUAUGUCAGCAUUUAUGGCCUUAAAAUCUGGCAGGAGGAAGUGUCCCGCAUCAUCAACUACAAUGUGGAACAGGAGUGCAACAGUUUUCUCAGAACCAAGAUCCAGGACUGGCAGAGCGUGCACCAGUCCACCCACAUCCCCAUUCCCAAGUUUCCCUCUGUGGAUGAGUCUGCCACCUUCAUUGGUCGUCUCUGCAGAGAGAUCCUCCGAAUCACUGAUCCCAAGGUAACAUGCUACAUGGACCAGAUGAACACCUGGUACGACCUGAAGAGCCACCAGGAGGUGACUAACAACAGGCUGUUCUCUGAGAUCCAAAGCACCCUGGGUACGUUUGGCCUCAACGGACUGGAUCGCCUGCUCUGCUUCAUGAUUGUCAAGGAACUUCAGAACUUCCUGAUCAUGCUUCAGAAGAACAUUCUGAAGGACAAAUCUGUGGUGGAGGUCUUCAGAACUUUGCUCAGUGCUGUCAACCCAGUCCAAGGCAUUGUGGCUAAUGCCAGCAAAGUCUACAGCAGUGCUGUGGCCAAAUCCCAGAAGAUCUGGGGCACAUAUCUGGAAGCCAUCAUGAAGGUUGGUCAGAUGCAGAUUCUCAGACAGCAGAUUGCUAAUGAGCUUAACUACUCCUGCAAGUUUGACUCCAAACACUUGGGUGCUGCACUGGAAAACCUCAACAAGUCUCUGCUGGCAGACAUUGAGGCCCAUUACCAGGACCCAUCUCUGCCUUAUCCUAAAGAGGACAACACUCUUCUGUACGAGAUCACUGCAUAUCUGGAGGCUGCUGGCAUUCACAACCCUCUCAACAAGAUCUACAUCACUACAAAGCGCCUCGCUUACUUCCCCAUUAUCAACUUCCUUUUUAUUAUUGCUCAGCUGCCUAAACUUCAGUACAACAAAAACCAGGGAAUGACCUGCAGAAAAGCCACAGACCCGGUUGACUGGCCUCCGCUGGUACUCGGCUUGCUCACCCUGCUCAAGCAGUUCCACUCCAGAUACACACAGCAGUUCCUGGCUCACAUUGGUCAGUUCAUCCGCUCUAUCAUGGAGCAGUGCACAAGUCAGAAAAUCCCUGACAUGCCUUCUGAUGUGGUGGGUGCUCUGAUGUUCCUCGAAGACUACGUGAAGUACUCAAAACUGUCACGUAAGGUGGCUGAAGCUCAUGUGCCCAGUUAUAUUUUUGAUGAGUUCAGAACAAUACUGUGAAGAUCCCGAUGAAGAAUUUAAUCUAAACAUUAGGCUUUUGUUGCUUAAUGUUUUUUCUACUGCAGACAUUUGGACUCAUAGUAGAGACUGCACAGGUGUUACUAAUAAUUAACAGCUAAUUAGUUAUGUUUAAGUGCCCCAGUAGGCCAAGACCACAGGCUUUAUUUUAAAUUUAUCAUUUUCAUCUGUGCCUUUUCUAUAGUGAUAUGUCAAAUAUGGGGCCUUUUGAUUUGUUUACUUAUAUUUCAUUGUGUAAACUAUCAGUGUCUUGCACUAACAGAUUGUAAAUUAAUAGAACAUUGAAAUGCAUAUAAAUUAUCCUGCCGACUUUAUUUACUGUCACUCUGUGCCAUUUAUAAAAGAAAUUCAUGAAUAAACACGGUUCUUUGUAAAAA
This is a messenger RNA of Archocentrus centrarchus (flier cichlid), 4021 nucleotides long. RefSeq names its product WASH complex subunit 5 (gene washc5). The transcript is spliced from 29 exons. Gene Ontology annotation, biological process: endosome fission; actin filament polymerization; regulation of actin nucleation. Bases 147 to 3626 code for a protein of 1159 amino acids. The record is from RefSeq and is a predicted model, not a curated record. NCBI's taxonomy places the organism in Eukaryota, Metazoa, Chordata, Actinopteri, Cichliformes, Cichlidae. Gene Ontology annotation, cellular component: endosome; WASH complex.